GCGCGCACGGACCGCCAGGGGCGGCUGGAAAUCCCCGACCGAUGGUAGGGCGGAGGAGGGGGGGGCGGUCGGUAGGACGGACGAGCCCCGUUGCCCAAGUCUCCGUCACCGCCCUUCCCCAGGCACCGAGAGGAGUGCCCGCCGCCACCGAGGCCCGAGCGGGGAAGCACGUGACACGAAACGAGCCGGAGCGGCCGCGGGCGUGCAAGCCGGCGGUGAGGGCUUCCCACGAGCGGGCGGGGCCUGGCGGCUCGGGCGGAGCUUCCUGGUGGGGCGGGAACGCUUGGCGAGGUCCACCACCCGUGACACCCCCAACCCACCCGGGCCCGGAUCAGCCGGGAGAGCUGGGUGUCCCGCGGGGUCGCGGCGCAGCCGGCCGGUUCUUGUCCUUGCCUGAGAAAUGGGCCCAUGGCCGUGUCCAUGACACUGCGGGUCCCUGGGAAGGGCAGCCCUGCGUCGAGCUGGUCCAGCCCUGGUGGGGCACGAGUCCGGCUGCAGGGGCUGUGGAGGCGGCGCCUUCGUGUCCCGCCGCACAGUGGCCGCAAUUCACCCUCCAGCGCUCCCCGCUGCAGCCCUCAGCAGAGGCAGUCCCUCAGGGCCGUGGACCCCUCAGCAUGUCGAGGCAGCAGUAUGGACAUGGGCUGUGGGACAGAAGCUGUGCCCCAACCUGCUGCUGGACCUGA
Lontra canadensis (Northern American river otter) is the source of this 683-nucleotide messenger RNA. RefSeq names its product atherin-like. The record is from RefSeq and is a predicted model, not a curated record. The transcript is spliced from 2 exons. NCBI's taxonomy places the organism in Eukaryota, Metazoa, Chordata, Mammalia, Carnivora, Mustelidae. Bases 42 to 683 code for a protein of 213 amino acids.